CAACAAUUUUAAUGGCUGCACUUCCCCACACAAGAGACGAAGCAAAGCCUCUGGCGGAUGCCUGGGACUUCAAGGGCCGCCCCUCCCUCCGCUCCUCCUCCGGCGGCUGGAUCAGCGCCGCCAUGAUUUUAGGAGUUGAGGCUUGUGAAAGGCUGACGACUUUGGGCAUUGGCAUUAAUCUGGUGACAUAUCUGACGGACACUAUGCAUUUGGGGAAUGCCGGCGCCGCUAACGUUGUUACUAACUUUCUUGGAGCCUCGUUCAUGCUCACCCUCCUCGGUGGUUUCGUUGCUGACACUUUUCUUGGAAGGUAUUUAACAAUCGGAAUCUUUACAACUGUCCAGGCAGCAGGUGUGACGAUUUUGACUAUCUCAACAAUAAUCCCAAGCCUGCAGCCGCCGAAAUGUUCGCCGGAAAGUGGUUCAUGUGUGCCGGCGAGCGGCGGGCAGCUAGGGGUCCUGUACUUGGCCCUGUACCUGACGGCGCUGGGCACCGGCGGCCUGAAGUCCAGCGUGUCCGGCCUGGGGACCGACCAGUUUGAUGAUUCCGACAAGAGGGAACGGGGGCAGAUGGUGAAGUUCUUCAGCUGGUUCAUCUUCUUCAUCAACGUGGGGUCGCUGUUGGCCGUCACCGUGCUGGUGUAUAUUCAGGACAACCUCGGACGCCGGUGGGGAUAUGGGUUGUGUGCCUGCGCCAUCGUCGGCGCUCUUGUGUUGUUCUUGUCGGGGACGAGGCGGUACCGGUUCAAGAAGCUCGUGGGGAGCCCGUUGACGCAGAUUGCCGCCGUGUACGUGGCGGCGUGGCGGAAGCGCCGCUUGGAGUUGCCGUCCGACCCUGAACUUCUCUACAACGUCGAUGAUGUCGUCGCCGCCGCCGGUGAUCAAGAACACAAGAAAAUCAAGAUGCCUCACAGCAAAGAGUUCCGAUUCCUUGACAGGGCAGCAAUCAAGGAGGGAGUUAGUGAGGUGAAUAAAUGGAGCAUAUCAACUUUAACCGACGUUGAAGAGGUUAAACAGUUGAUUAGAAUGUUACCAACGUGGGCAACGACCAUAAUGUUUUGGACCGUCCAUGCGCAGUUGAUGACAUUUUCCGUGUCACAAGCCGCCACCAUGGACCGCCACAUGAGCAAAUCGUUCGAGGUUCCGGCGGCGUCGAUGGCCGUGUUCUACGUCGGGGGAAUCCUGGUCACCAUUAUGAUGUACGACCGGAUCAUGGUGCCGAUUUUCCGGCGAGUGCUGAACAACCCGCAGGGGCUGAGUCCCUUGCAGCGCAUAGCCGUCGGGCUAGCGCUGUCGGUGGUGGGGAUGAUGGCGGCGGCGUUGGUGGAAAUCAAGCGGCUGAAAGUGGCGCGGUCGCACGGGCUGACGGCGGACCCGGCGGCGACGGUUCCGAUGAGCGUUUUCUGGUUGGCGGCGCAGUACUUGAUCGUGGGGUCCGGGGAGGCGCUGACGUAUGUGGGGCAGCUUGAUUUUUUCCUGAGAGAAUGCCCUAAGGGGAUGAAGACGAUGAGUACUGGGCUGUUCUUGAGCACGGUGGCGUUAGGGCUUUUCUUUAGCUCGGUUUUGGUUACGAUUGUGGGGAAGGUGACGGGGGAGAAGAAGCCAUGGUUGGCGGAUCAUCUUAACCAGGGAAAGCUGUAUGACUUUUAUUGGCUGUUGGCGGUUAUGAGCGCUUUGAACUUGAUGGCUUUCCUCUUUUGUUCAAGAGGCUAUGUUUACAAGGAGAAGAGGUUGGCUGAAAUGGGGAUAGAGUUGGAGGAAGAGACACAUAUACCAGGCGGUCACUGAUCAAUCUGAUCCGUUUAUCGAAUCCCGAAACGUCCAUCCCUAGUCAGUUCGCUCACCAAAAUAAUAAAGUGACUUGUAUAAAGUUAUCGUGAUCGAUCGAGUUGGUUUGCUUUUGUAUGUGCACCAAAUCUAACCAAACAUUUGUCAAUGAAUAAUAACCAUAAUGGCCUAAUGGGCAAUUGGGCACAGGUGAAAGGGCAAACCUUAAAGUAAAGGAUUUUGUUUUUGUUUUAUUUUUGUAAGAUUGUGUUGUAAAAAGGUACAAACUCAAAGAGGAAUAACAAAUGUUGUGUUUGUCUGGAA
This is a messenger RNA of Ipomoea nil (Japanese morning glory), 2090 nucleotides long. Its product is annotated as protein NRT1/ PTR FAMILY 6.3-like. Bases 12 to 1787 code for a protein of 591 amino acids. The record is from RefSeq and is a predicted model, not a curated record. Gene Ontology annotation, biological process: transmembrane transport; response to nitrate; oligopeptide transport. Lineage: Eukaryota; Viridiplantae; Streptophyta; Magnoliopsida; Solanales; Convolvulaceae. The transcript has 5 exons. Gene Ontology annotation, cellular component: membrane. Gene Ontology annotation, molecular function: nitrate transmembrane transporter activity.